AUGACCAUGAACAGACUCAUCUUGCAGCUUCUACAGGAGUCUGUUCAGUGCCCUUCACCUCCCAGUGCCUCUCUAGAGGAUGACUCUGGAGAAGCCUCCUCUCAGAACACGGUGUCCAGCCAUGAAAAGCGAGGGGCCCCCAAGAAGCAAAAGGCACCCCAGUCUCUAGCCAGCAUGCCUGUUCCUGAUGAUCAGGAUGCUUAUGAGGAGAUUGUACGUCUGCACCAAGAGAGAGGCCGGCUCAUACAGAAGAUCAAGGGACUGGAACAGCACAAGGAACGAAGGAGAAGGGAGCCCCUGGAAGAAGAGGCCAGCUCAGUGCACAGUCUGGAGAGGCAGGUGCAAGAGCUGCAGCAGCUGCUGGGGGAGAAGCAAGAGGAGAAGGACAACCUGGGCUGGGAGGUGGAGAGCCUGCAGAGCCACCUUUCCCUGCUGGAGAAUGACAGAGAGAACACCAGCUAUGAUGUAGCCACCAUGCAGGACGAGAAGGGGCUCUUCCUGACCCUGCCAGGAGCCGAGGCUGUGUUGUCAAUGCCCCUUCGUCAGUCAGCUGAGGAGCUGGUGGCAUCCAUUCAAGAGCAGGUGGCUCAACUCACCAGGCAGAACCAGGAGCUGCUGGAGAAGGUCCAGAUUCUUGAGGAGUUUGAGAAGGACAAGGUGCAGAUGGCAGAAGACAGUCAGCCUGAGGUAUUCCCUCUGUUCUUUUACGGCUCCCUGAGGGCAGAGCUAGAGCAGCUCCAAAUGCAGCAUGAAGAAGACAUACAUGCUCUGCAGCAGCAGCAGGACGUGACCAGAGGCCAUGGGGCAGAAGAGAAAGCACACAAGGAGAGCAAGGACAAGGGCACCACCUCCCAGAAUGGACCCAGUUUCCCAGAGCUCAAGGGCACCACAUAUCCAGAAACCACAGCCAACGGCACUGGACCCCAAGCCGGAGGCUUCAGUGGGCAUUGGAACACAGAAGCCAGUGCCUCAGUAGUGGCACCCAUGGAGCUGGAGUCUGUAGGUUCAGAGGUCACAGGGAGAGAUGGAGUGGCAGUGGAGGUCAUGGACACUAGAACAACCAUGGCUCAGGCCCUAGAGGUGAAUGCUGGAAGUGACCUUGUGGUGGCAGAAGUCACAGGAGUGGAGGAGAAUCUGGGAAUGAAGGCUAAUGGAGAGCAUGUGGUGCAGGAUGGGCUCACAGGGACAGGGAUUAGAAACAUGGAGGCCACGGUAGUGAAAGCCUCAGAAUUGCAGGAUACCGGAGUUCAGGCCACAGGAGCAGAGGCUGUGGCAGUAAAGACCAUGGGAGUGCAGGCCACAAUGGCAGUGGUCAUAGGAGUGAAGGUGACAGGAGAUCAGGUCACCGUGAUUGAGGACAUAGAAGUAGAAGCCACUGGGGUGCAGGCCACCAUGACAGAGGCCAAUGGAGCUGAGGCUACGUGUGCCCAGCUGGCCACGGCUGAGCAGCAACUCCAGGGGCUUCAUACAGAGGCUGAGAGGGCACGCCAGGCCCAGAGCCAUGCCCAGGAGGCCCUGGACAAGGCCAAGGAGAAGGACAAGAAGAUCACAGAACUGUCCAAAGAAGUCUUCAAGAAGGAGUCUCUGAAGAUGCAGCAGACAGCCCCUGCAGGUUCCCAGGAGGAAGCCCUGCAUGCCCAGGUGGCAGCCAUGCAGCAGCAGAUGAAGGAGCGAAAGGCCCUGGAGCAUGGUGCUUUGGAGACUCUAUACCAUACUCAUCUCCUGUAUGCCAUGCAGGGAGAGAUGGAUGAGGACAUGCAGUACAUCCUCAGCCAGAUCCUGCAGAUGCAGUGGCUGCAGGCUCAGGGCUGCUGA
Molecule: messenger RNA, 1815 nt
Organism: Onychomys torridus (southern grasshopper mouse)
Lineage: Eukaryota; Metazoa; Chordata; Mammalia; Rodentia; Cricetidae
Product: ankyrin repeat domain-containing protein 24-like
Source: RefSeq, a predicted model, not a curated record